Molecule: messenger RNA, 327 nt
Organism: Symbiodinium natans
Lineage: Eukaryota; Dinophyceae; Suessiales; Symbiodiniaceae
Source: the annotation of a GenBank genome assembly
AUGGCCUCGGCUCUCGCGAAGCACCCUGCUAUACUGCAUGCUGCUGCCACUGCCACUGCUGCCUGUGAUGAAGAUACGGGAACCGUCGGGAACCCGAGGCUUGAGAAGCUCUUGGUGGCUGUUGCCACGCCGCUGCUGGCGGCGAUGCACUCGCCACCGCAGGCGCCUCUCUGCGCGCCCGCACCGCCUCAGGCGCAUCUCUGUGCGCCCUCACCCGCGCUGAGCCGGGUACCCAGAGUCUUUAGAGGUGUAGAGCACGAGCUCGCAGAGCAGGAGCAGGUGUUGAAAACAGACCCGUGUCUAAAGUCACGAUAUCAAACAUGUUAA